This is a messenger RNA of Cylas formicarius (sweet potato weevil), 1172 nucleotides long. RefSeq names its product ras-related protein Rab-2 (gene Rab2). The record is from RefSeq and is a predicted model, not a curated record. The coding region runs from base 111 to 752 and encodes 213 amino acids. Lineage: Eukaryota; Metazoa; Arthropoda; Insecta; Coleoptera; Brentidae. The transcript has 4 exons. Gene Ontology annotation, molecular function: GTPase activity; GTP binding. Gene Ontology annotation, cellular component: Golgi apparatus.
CCUUCGUAUUUAUUCUAAGUUGUUGGAAGAGGGGACGUUGAGACAGCUGACAUAAGAAUUAAUUUUAACAAAGGACUUUGUAAAUAUUACAAACUUCUUUGCGGAAAAAAAUGUCUUACGCGUAUUUAUUUAAGUACAUCAUUAUUGGCGAUACGGGUGUUGGCAAAUCAUGCCUGCUUCUUCAGUUUACGGAUAAAAGAUUUCAACCCGUUCACGAUCUCACCAUUGGUGUGGAAUUUGGAGCGCGAAUGGUAACGAUCGACAGUAAGCAAAUAAAACUGCAAAUCUGGGAUACCGCAGGGCAAGAGGCUUUCCGUUCAAUUACGCGAUCUUACUACAGAGGUGCUGCUGGGGCCCUUCUCGUUUAUGACAUUACCAGAAGAGAGACUUUUAAUCAUUUAACUACUUGGUUGGAUGACGCCAGACAACAUUCAAAUUCCAAUAUGGUUAUUAUGCUUAUUGGCAACAAAAGUGAUUUGGAAUCAAGAAGGGAGGUGAAAAAGGAAGAAGGUGAAGCUUUCGCCCGAGAACAUGGUUUAGUAUUCAUGGAAACGUCUGCCAAAACUGCGGCAAAUGUGGAGGAAGCCUUUAUCAACACCGCGAAAGAGAUAUAUGAGAAAAUACAGGAGGGAGUGUUUGAUAUAAACAACGAGGCAAAUGGAAUCAAGAUUGGUCCGCAACAUUCUCCUACGAAUCCAUCACUUCCGGGAACUGGAGGGGCUGGUGGAUCUCAAGGAUCUGGUUGCUGUUAAAUAACGUUCAUUAAUGUCACGGUUUUAUAAUCAUUUUACAUAAAAGGCCCGUAAUUGGUGUACCUACAAUUUAUUACAUAAAUUGGUGGGCCUGUAACGGACGAUGGUUCAUUUUAAUACCAUCUACCAGAUGUGCAAAUAAAUUGUCGUCUAGGUAUUGGUGCAGUAGUUUAUGUAAUAAUAGAAAAAGUUACUGUGAUUAUUUUAAAGGAGUUACAUUAUUUUUUAUUUUCUUAGUCAUUGUUGUUUUAAGUUUGACCUUAAAAAUACCUUUUAUUUGAUAAAGCAGUGUUUAGUGUUAUUAAAUUCUUAUGUUUACUGUAUAUUUAUUUUUAUUAGUCCAUUGUGUAUAUUACGUUUUCAGGAACCAAAUCUCGUAUUUAUCAAAAUGCAUACAUAAAGGUAUUUUUGUUUAUGUAA